Molecule: messenger RNA, 3609 nt
Organism: Phaeoacremonium minimum UCRPA7
Lineage: Eukaryota; Fungi; Ascomycota; Sordariomycetes; Togniniales; Togniniaceae
Product: putative chromosome segregation protein
Exons: 4
Coding region: 1-3609 (1202 amino acids)
Biological process (GO): mitotic sister chromatid cohesion
Cellular component (GO): chromosome
Molecular function (GO): ATP binding; ATP hydrolysis activity; double-stranded DNA binding
Source: RefSeq, a predicted model, not a curated record
AUGUACAUCAAACAGAUCAUCAUCCAGGGCUUUAAAAGCUACAAGGACCAGACUAUUAUGGAACCCUUUUCUCCUGGUACCAAUGUCAUUGUCGGACGAAACGGCUCGGGCAAGAGCAACUUCUUCGCAGCUAUCCGCUUCGUUCUCAGCGACACAUACACCAGUCUGAGUCGUGAGGAGCGCGCCGCCCUCCUGCACGAAGGUUCCGGUUCAGCCGUCAAUACUGCAUAUGUGGAGGUGAUCUUCGCGAAUACUGGAGAGCGCCGCUUCAUCGGAUACGAGAAGGACGAGGUUCCGAUUCGCCGCACGAUCGGCCAAAAGAAAGAUGAAUACUCUGUGGACAAGAAGGUCGUUCCUAGAAACGAGUUCAUCCAGAUUCUCGAGGCCGCAGGCUUCUCGAACAAGAAUCCAUUCUACAUUGUUCCACAGGGUCGUGUUACGGCUCUGACGAACAUGAAAGAAAAGGACCGUCUGAAUCUGCUCAAGGAGGUUGCCGGCACUCAUACAUACGAGAAUCGCCGAGCUGAAUCGCUGAAGAUCAUGCAAGAGACAAACAACAAACGAGAGAAAAUCGACGAGCUCCUGGAAUAUAUUAAGGACCGGCUUAGUGAGCUAGAAGAGGAGAAAGAAGAGCUGCGCGACUUCCAAGACAAAGACCGAGAGCGACGGUGCUUGGAAUAUGCCUACUACGCGCAGGAGCAGGCCACCUUCCAGGAGUCCCUAGAAGAAAUCGAAGAACUCAGGCAAGGCGGUCUUGAAAACACGAGCGAAAAUCAGCGAGCGUUCAUAGCAGGCGAGAAAGCCAUCUCCCAAAUGUCGUCUGAACUCAGUCGUCUACAGCAACAAAUGGACCUACUCAAGAUUGACCGACAGCAGCUCGAGGAGGAUCGCCGCGAUACUGCCAAAGCUCGCGCAAAAGCUGAGCUCAAACUCAAGGAUCUUGCGGACAGCCAAUCUACCAGGGAUAAAGCCAAGCGAGCCAAUGACGCAGAGCUUGAAGCUGUCAGGAAAGAGAUUCAGGCAAAGGAGGCCGAGCUGAGCUCUCUCAUUCCGGAAUACAACAAGCGAAAGGAACGCGAGGCCCAGGCCAAGCGAGAACUAGAUGCUGCUGAGGCUGGCCGAACGCGUUUAUUCACCAAACAGACUCGCAGCUCUCAGUUCAAGAGCAAGGCCGAGCGCGAUGCAUGGCUUCGAAAAGAGAUUAAAGAUCUCAACGAAAGCAUUGGCACCCAGAAGGCGAACCUUGUCGAUGCCUCGGAAGAGGUCAAGGCCGUGACUGACUCUAUCUCGAAGCUCGAGAAAGACAUUGCAGAGAUGCGAGCAACACAGGAGGGCUGGGUCAAUGGUAGCGCAGAUCUGACUGAGAAACUCACCCAGGCAGAGGAUCAGCGGGAAGCCCUGCAGGAAGAAUUAAAGAUGCUUCGACGUGAGGAUCACAAGCUGGAUUCGAUUAUCGCUAGUGCUCGCCAAGAGCGGGAACACGCAGAACGCGAGCUUUCUCACACUAUGGACGGUGCCACUGCCCGGGGUUUGGCGACAAUACGGAGACUGAAGGCUGCGAGAAAUAUCCCGGGAGCAUACGGUACCUUGGCAGAAUUGAUGGAUGUUGAGGAACCAUACCGUGUUGCUGCUGAACAGACUGCGGGCGCCAGCUUGUUCCACUACAUUGUCGACAACGAAGCUACUGCAAGUAUGCUUGCAGCAGAGCUAUACAAAUCACAGGGCGGCCGUAUCACUUUCAUGCCUCUUGCUCAAUUGCGACCCAGACGUGUCAACAUGCCUCACGCUAGUGAUGUUGUCCCGCUGAUCAGCAGAAUCAAAUACAAUGUAGAGUACGAUGCUGCCUUCCAGCAAGUCUUUGGCAAAACCAUUGUCUGUCCCAACCUGACGGCUGCUGGCCAGUAUGCCAGAAGUCAUGGUCUGGAUGCCAUCACCCCUGAUGGUGAUACAACCAACAAGAGAGGUGCAAUGACGGGUGGUUUUGUUGAUCCUCGCAAAUCGCGUUUGGAAGCGGUCCGAGCCGUCAAUAAGUGGCGGGAUGAGCAUGAGAAGUUGCAAGCUCAAUUGGAGAGCAUCAGAAAGCAGAUUGACGUGAAGGGACAAGAGGUUACUCGCGCCAUGGGCGAGGUUGAGAAACUCAACCAAGUGAAGCGCCGAGAUGCAGAAGGCCGUGAGCCUUUCAGGAACGAGCUAAGAAACAAGCUUGAUCAACUACAACGUUCCCGUGAUCACCUCGAGGCGGCCACGAGACGUCGCGAUGCUGUAGACAAAAACAUCAAUGACUUUGGCGAGAGCAUUGAUACUUACGAAGCCGAACUUAUGUCAGACUUUAAGAAAGCUCUCACGAACCAAGAGGAACGGCAGCUCGAGCAAUUUAGCAACCAAGUCAAAGAUCUCCAGAAACAAUGGAAUGAUGCCAGUCAGGCUCGCAGAGAAGUGGAGACACGCCGGAGAGUGCUGGAGGUUGACUUGCAGCAAAAUCUCCGUCUCAAGGAGGAUCAGCUUAGCAGCCUUGCUUUCGAGAACUUGUCCUCGACAACUGGGACGGGAAGCUACAGCGACGCGCAGAAGGAGCUUAAGAAGAUCCAGAAAUCAGCUGCCGCUAUCGUGAAGAAACUGGAGCUCCUCGAGACGCAGAUGGAUCAAGUCGGGUCACAGAUCACCCAGUUGGAUGCAAACAAGGCCACCAAAGAGCAGGAGCAGCAAGAAUUCGCGCGACAGAUCGAGCGACAGCAGAAGAAGAUGGAGAGGAGCCUUCAGAGGAAAGCACUUCUCGUCGGUCAGAUCGAAGAAUGUGCCAAGAACAUCAGAGACCUGGGUGUACUCCCAGAAGAGGCGUUCCGUAAAUACCAGAAGAUGAAGACCAAAGACAUCACUGCGAGACUCAAGAAAGUCAACGAAGCACUGAAGAAGUACAGGCAUGUCAACAAGAAGGCCUUCGAGCAGUACAAUAGCUUCACCACACAGCAGGAGCAACUGCUCCAGCGAAGAGAGGAGCUUGAUGCUUCCCAAGCCUCCAUCGAAGAACUCAUUGCUCAUCUUGACGAGACGAGAGAUGUGGCCAUCGAGCGGACGUUCAAGGGCGUCUCGAAGAGUUUCGCGGAGAUUUUUGAGCGCCUUGUCCCAGCUGGCCAUGGUCGGCUCGUCAUCCAACGCAAGGCCGAUCGCCAUCGACAGGAGCCCGAGGACUCUGAUGAGGAGGCCGCAAAGAAUAGCGUCGACAACUAUGUCGGCGUAGGCAUCAGCGUCUCUUUCAACUCCAAGGUGAUGGACGAGCAGCAGAAGGUCCAGCAACUUAGCGGUGGACAGAAGAGUCUGUGCGCUCUGUGCCUCAUCUUCGCCAUCCAGAUGGAGGAGACGAGUCCCAUGGUCAUCUUCGACGAAGUCGAUGCCAAUCUUGAUGCCCAGUAUCGUACUGCUGUGGCGAGCUUGAUGCAGUCCAUCUCAACAGAGAAGGGCACCCAGUUCAUCUGCACCACCUUCCGACCCGAGAUCGUCAUGGUGGCCGACAAGUGCUACGGCGUCACGUUCCGCAACAAGUCCAGCGGUAUCGGAUGUUAUUCUGCAGAUGAUGCGUUGGAGUUUGUCGAGGGGCAGGCUCCGAGAUAA